Molecule: messenger RNA, 1666 nt
Organism: Dermatophagoides farinae (American house dust mite)
Lineage: Eukaryota; Metazoa; Arthropoda; Arachnida; Sarcoptiformes; Pyroglyphidae
Biological process (GO): carbohydrate metabolic process
Cellular component (GO): extracellular region
Molecular function (GO): hydrolase activity, acting on carbon-nitrogen (but not peptide) bonds; chitin binding
Source: RefSeq, a predicted model, not a curated record
AUUCAGCAACAACAACAUCAAUCGAUUGUUGAUGUAAAUAAUAACAGCAGCAUGAUUCAUCCAUCGAAACCAAACGACAACGAAUAAUAACAUGGAAGUUUUUACAAUUCGUUCAGAUGAUUUUCUAUUGAAAAAUUAUAAUCAUCAAAAUAACAAUAAUUCAUCAUCAUCAUUAAUAACAUCGAUGCAAGCUAGUCAAAUUAGUGAGAAACGUGUCAAACCAACAACAAAAACAACAACCACAACAGCUUUAUUUGAUAAUGGACAUUCGUUACGAAAAAUGCUGCCCGUAUUUCAUUUGAAUUUAUUCGCUUCUACUGCUGGAAAUUUAACAACAAAAUCCACUGCGACAACAGCAACAAAUGAUGCAUUGAUAACAUCUAGUUCGAAUCCAUUGCCAUCAUCAUCCGCAUCAUCAACGAUUAAAUCAUUGAUAAAAGAAUCAAUAAAUUAUGUGCUACCACCACCACCAUCAAGUGAUCAAAAUCAUCAACAACAAUGUGAUCCAAAACUUAAUUGUCGACUGCCAAAAUGUUUUUGUCCAGAUGUUAAACCACCUUCUGGUUUGAAACGUAAAGAAAUACCACAAAUGAUUCUGUUGACAUUUGAUGAUGCUGUUAAUGAUGUAAAUUUUCCUCUAUAUCAAGAGAUAUUCGAACGGCAAACAAAACGUACAAAUCCAAAUGGUUGUCCAAUGAAGGGUACAUUUUUUGUUUCACAUGAAUGGACUGAUUAUGGUAAAGUACAAACAUUGUAUGCACGUGGACAUGAAAUUGCAUCGCAUUCGAUAACACAUAGCUAUGGUGAAAAUUUCUCGACAAAACAAUGGUAUCGUGAAAUUGCUGGACAACGUGAAAUAUUACAUCGUUUUGCCGGCAUACCACGACAUGAAAUUCGUGGUAUGCGUGCACCAUUCCUACAGAUUGGUGGUGAUGAACAAUUUCAAAUGUUAAUGGAUGCAAAUAUGACAUACGAUUCGUCCAUUUCGAUUUUCGAUAAUGCACCACCAUAUUGGCCAUAUACACUGGAUUUCGGUAUACAACAUGAUUGCAUGAUAACACCAUGUCCAACACGUUCAUAUCCAGGUCUAUGGGAAAUUGGUUUAAUAAUGUGGCAUGAUUUAAUGGGCGGUGGCCGUUGUACAAUGGGUAAUAGUUGUACAUCACCUACAGAUGAAAAAGGUGUAUUCGAUUUGAUUAUGACAAAUUUUAAAAGACAUUAUGAAACAAAUCGUGCACCAUUUGGUCUUUUCUAUCAAAGUAAUUGGUUCACCACUGCACAUCAUAAAGCAGGUUUUUUACGUUUCAUUGAUGAAGUCCUAAAAUUGGGUGAUGUUUAUUUCGUCACAAAUUGGCAACUAUUACAAUGGAUAAAAAAUCCAAUCAAUCUGGAUCGUAUCGAUCAAUUUGAACCAUGGCAAUGUCGAGCAAUGAAUCAUCAAAACAACAAAAUAAAACAACAACAACAACAACAACAAAUGCCGGAAUGUCUUGUACCAAAUAUUUGUCAUGUACGAUUUAAAAAAGGAGAAAAAAUUGGCUCUAGAUUCUUUAAAACAUGUCAAAAAUGUCCAAAUGAUUAUCCUUGGAUCGAUAAUAUUGAUCAAUUGAUGAUGGCAUCAUGAUGAUCGUUGAUUCAUAUAUAUUGUAAUCUGUACAAAAUUUGU